AUGGCCGCUUUUAUGAAAGUGGGAGUGGUUCAAGCGACAAAAGCCUACAAGAAUAGAGUGAACACACGUGAUUGUGACUUCAAAUCUCUUUUCCGGUUCGAGAGGAAGAAUGUGGAAUGGAUUGCAGCACACUUUUUGGGAGAAAAACUUGAACAUCGUGGAGGAGCGUUGUCAUCCGAGCAAAAAAUGAAGAUAUUCCUUCGUUAUAUGGCAGACCCUGGAUUUCAGACCGGUGUUGGCGAAGAUGUCGGUGUGGAUCAAACCACCGUUAGUCGAACCAUCCAUGAGGUUAGACAAAAGAUUAUAGAAAAAGCCGGGUUAUGGAUAAAGUUUCCACGAACGGUGGCAGAAGUCCUGGAAGCCAAACAGGAUUGGCAACUACGAUUUAAAAUUCCUUCUGUGAUUGGUGUCGUCGACUGCACUCAUGUGCGAAUCCCAAAGCCAAACCAGGACGGCGAUCAAUAUAUAAACAGGAAAAAUUACCCGAGUCUGAACGUGCAGGCGACCUGCAACGCCAAAGAGUGGUUUACCAGCGUCACCGCGCAGUGGCCUGGAUCCGUACAUGAUAGCAGGAUUAUGAAAAAUUCAGAUCUGUUUUCUCUGAUGAAUAAAACACGAGAUACAAUUAUCUUGGGAGACUCUGGAUAUGCUAUAUCUCCUUGGCUGAUCACACCAUACUCAAAUCCUGUCGACAAUGUGCAACGCCAUUUCAACAAGAUAUACGCGAAAGAACGAGUGAUCAUUGAACGCUGUUUUGGGCAAGUCAAAAAACGUUUCCCAAUUCUUCAUUACAAAGUUCGAACUGCCCUACAUACCGUCCCAUCCGUGAUUAUUUGUUGCUUCGUGCUGCAUAAUAUUGCCAAAUAUUUAAACGAUAGUGACGACUUUCCAGAACUCGACGACAAUAAUGAUAAUGGAGAGCCUGAGCCAGCAACAGUGGGAGACCCCGUCACACUUUCAGACCGAAGAAUUAGAGAACUUGGACAGCAGAAACGAGAUCACAUUGCAAAUAUUAUAUUCCACAAUCAAUAG
Molecule: messenger RNA, 1032 nt
Organism: Folsomia candida
Lineage: Eukaryota; Metazoa; Arthropoda; Collembola; Entomobryomorpha; Isotomidae
Product: putative nuclease HARBI1
Exons: 2
Coding region: 1-1032 (343 amino acids)
Source: RefSeq, a predicted model, not a curated record